AUGCAUCAGACUAAAUCAAAUUAUAUCGGCUGGACCGUGGAAGAUUGGAAGCAGUUCCACGCCGUGUCCACUUCUAGUGAAUCGUUACACCUAUUAUCUGAAUUAUUAUUAUCCCAAAAUUCAGCUCCCGUUGAUCCAGCUUGGAUUUCCUUAACCACUUCUGAAAACUUGGCCCACCAGUGGAAGUUUUUACAAUCAAAAUCAAAUAAAAGUGAAUUACCAUUAUAUGGGGUACCCGUUGCUAUCAAGGAUAACAUUAACGUGAAAGGAUUAAAAACAACCGCUGCUUGUCCUUCCUUUGCCUUCUCACCCGAAGAAGAUGCCACUGUUGUCAAGCUCUUACGUGAAGCUGGGGCUAUUAUUAUUGGUAAAACCAACUUGGAUCAAUUUGCUACUGGUUUAGUUGGUACCAGAUCACCAUAUGGAAUUACUCCAAACACUUUUGAUUCAAAGUAUGUUAGUGGUGGUUCUUCAGCAGGUUCUGCUUCUGUUGUUGCAAGAGGUAUCGUUCCACUUUCCUUGGGUACUGAUACUGCUGGUUCUGGUCGUGUUCCAGCUGCUUUAAACAAUAUCAUUGGAUUAAAACCUACCAAGGGUGUAUUUUCUUGCUCGGGUGUGAUUCCAGCUUGCAAAUCAUUAGAUUGUGUAUCGGUAUUUUCUUUAAAUCUUAAGGAUGCCCAAUUAGCUUUUAGUGUCUUGGCUAGAGAAGAUGGUGACAAUGAUGAAUACUCGAGAUCAUUCCCUGAAUCUCCACUUCUUAAAUUUCCUACAACUCCAAAAGUUGCUGUUCCAACUGGUUUAUUAUGGUAUGGUGAAACAGAAAACCCUAGGUUGUUCUCCAAGGCUGUUGAUAUUUUCCAGAGCAAAGUUGGUGCUGAUUUGGUUUCAUUGAAUAUUGAUCCAUUAUUGGAUUUAGCCAAAUGUUUAUAUGAAGGUGCUUGGGUUAGUGAAAGAUUUGCUGCCACUAAAGACUUCCUCGCCACCAACCCAUCAGAUUUGGAUCCAACGGUUGAACAGAUUAUAAAAGGUGGUGAAAAGUAUUCUGCUGCAACUGCUUUUGAAUUUGAGUACAAGAGACAAGGUAUUUUACAGAAGGUAAAGAAAUUAUUGAAAGAUAUUGAUGUUAUCAUUGUACCAACUGCUCCUUUAACUCCAACCAUUAAACAAGUUACUGAUGAGCCUAUUAAAGUCAAUUCUUAUCAAGGAACUUAUACCAAUUUUGUCAACUUAGCUGACAUGUCUGCACUUGCUAUUCCUGGUGAUUUCCGAAGUGAUGGCUUACCGUUUGGAAUCACUUUAUUGUCACAUAAAUUCAACGAUUAUGCCUUGUUGGAAUUGGCUAGCAGAUAUUUGAAAUCUUAUGGUCCAAGAUUCUAUGGAUGUUUGAAGAACCAAAUAGUUUCUCCUGAAAAUGAUGAGAUCUCAGUUUCUAUACCAAAUCAUAUCUCUGAGGUGGAAGUUAAAUUGGCUGUUGUUGGUGCUCAUUUGAAAGGAUUUCAAUUGCAUUGGCAACUUGAAUCAGUGGAUGCAAGAUUCAUUGAAUCAACAACUACUUCUUCCAACUACAAACUUUAUAGUUUGCCAAAGACCGGACCUAUUGCUAAACCGGGAUUAAGAAGGGUUGCUGAAGGUGGCUCUGAAAUAAUUGUUGAAGUUUAUUCUAUCCCUAAGGACAAGUUUGGGAAAUUUAUCAGCUAUGUUCCAGAACCUCUUGGUAUUGGAUCUGUUGAAUUAAAAUCUGGGGAAUGGGUUAAAUCUUUCAUUUGUGAAGAAUACGGAUACACACUUCCAGGAACUGUUGAUAUUACUGAGCACAAAGGUUGGGCAAACUAUCACAGUUGGUUGGAUAGUCAAACUAGCAAACCAUUCAAUUCAGUAUUAGUGGCCAAUCGUGGUGAAAUUGCUGUUCGUAUAAUCAAGACCUUGAAGAAAUUGGGUAUCAAGUCAAUAGCAGUUUAUUCUGAUCCCGAUAAGUAUGCUCAGCAUUCGUUGCUUGCUGAUGUUGCCAUUCCACUUUGUGGAACAAGUACUGGCGAAACUUAUAUCAGCAUUGACAAGAUCAUUCAAGCAGCCAAAGAUUCUGGUGCUGAAGCUAUUAUUCCUGGAUAUGGGUUCUUAUCUGAAAAUGCUGAUUUCUCUGAUCGUUGUGGCCAAGAAGGAAUUGUCUUUGUUGGUCCUUCUGGUAAUGCUAUGAAGCAAUUAGGUCUUAAACAUUCGGCCAGAAAGAUUGCCUUGGAAGCUGGUGUUCCUUUAGUUCCUGGUUCUGAUGGAUUGGUUAAGGAUGCAAAUGAAGCCAAGGAAAUUGCAGCUAAAUUGGAAUAUCCUGUCAUGGUAAAGUCAACUGCUGGUGGUGGUGGUAUUGGUUUACAAAAGGUUGAUUGUGAAGAAGAUAUUGAAAGAGUAUUCCAAACUGUUCAAAACCAAGGUCAAUCUUAUUUUGGUGAUUCUGGUGUUUUCUUGGAAAGAUUUGUUGAAAAUGCCCGUCAUGUUGAAGUUCAAAUGCUUGGUGAUGGUAGGGGUAAUGCCAUUGCUAUUGGUGAUAGAGAUUGCUCCUUACAAAGAAGAAACCAAAAGAUCAUUGAAGAAACCCCUGCUCCAAACUUACCUGAAGCCACCAGAAUUAAGAUGUGGGAAGCUGCUAGAUCAUUGGCAGCAUCUAUGAACUAUAAAUGUGCUGGUACUGUUGAAUUUAUCUAUGAUGAAAUCAGAGAUGAAUUUUAUUUCUUGGAAGUGAAUGCAAGGUUACAGGUUGAACAUCCUAUUACUGAAAUGGUUACUGGUAUUGAUUUGGUUGAAUGGAUGUUGCUUAUUGCUGCUGACACGCCACCAGACUUUAACCAAACUGUUGAAAUCAAAGGUGCCUCUAUGGAAGCAAGAUUAUAUGCUGAAAAUCCUGUUAAAGACUUCAUGCCAUCUCCUGGGCAAUUAACGGAAGUCAAGUUCCCACAAUGGGCAAGAGUUGAUACUUGGGUUGAAAAAGGUACUGUUGUAUCUGCUGAAUAUGAUCCUACUUUAGCCAAGAUUAUCGUUCAUGGUAAAGACAGAAAUGAUGCUUUAAGGAAAUUGCGUCAAGCUCUUGAUGAAACUGUUGUUUUUGGAUGUAUCACCAAUGUUGAUUACUUGAGAUCUAUUGCCAAUUCCCAAUUGUUUGAAAAUGCUGAAGUCCAUACUAAAGUCUUGGAUUCAUAUGAUUAUAAACCACAAGCUAUUGAAGUUAUUAAUCCUGGUGCUUAUACUACUAUUCAAGAUUUCCCUGGUAGAAGAGGAUACUGGAAUAUUGGUGUUCCUCCAUCUGGUUGUAUGGACCAAUAUGCAUUCAGAAUUGCAAACAGGAUUGUUGGUAAUCAUCAUGCUGCUCCUGGUGUUGAAAUUACAUUGAAUGGUCCAACAUUGUUAUUCCAUCAAGAAACAGUGGUUGCUGUUACUGGUGGUCAAGCUGAGGUUCAAGUGAACAAUGUUACUGUUAACCAGUGGGAACCAAUUUCCAUCAAAUCCGGUGAUAAAUUAUCAAUUGGUAAGUUGACUACAGGUUGUCGCGCAUAUUUGUCAAUUAGAGGUGGUAUUGAAGUCACUGAAUAUUUGGGAUCCCGUUCAACAUUUGCAUUGGGUAAUUUAGGUGGAUAUAAUGGUAGAGUGUUGAAGUUUGGUGAUGUCUUAUUCUUGGGUCAACCGGAAGUUUCUAGCUGUACAUUACCUGCUCCAAUUUCGCAACCAACAACUGUUCCAAAAUCAUUGAUUCCUAAUUAUGCAAACAAGACUUGGCAAGUUGGUGUUACUUGUGGUCCUCAUGGGUCUCCGGAUUUCUUUAAGCCUGAAUCCGUGGCUGAAUUCUUUUCAUCAUCUUGGAAGGUUCAUUAUAACUCCAACAGAUUUGGUGUUAGAUUAAUUGGUCCUAAACCAAAAUGGGCUAGACCAGAUGGUGGUGAUGCUGGGUUACAUCCUUCCAAUACUCAUGAUUAUGUUUAUUCCAUGGGUGCUAUUAACUUCACUGGUGAUGAGCCUGUUAUUUUAACUUGUGAUGGUCCAUCAUUGGGUGGGUUUGUAUGUGAAGCUGUGGUUAUUGAAUCUGAAUUGUGGAAGAUUGGCCAAGUUAAACCUGGUGAAUUUAUUCAAUUUGUUCCUGUUUCUUAUGAUACUGCAAAGACCAUGAAGUCACAUCAAGAUAGUAUUAUUGAAGACUUGCAAGGUGAAUUACCAUCAUUUGAAGGUAAUGUUUUGAAAGCUCCAGAAAACCCAGUACUUUCCCAAUUGAAGAUUUCAGAUAAUGGUCCUAAGGUUACCUACCGUCAAGCUGGUGAUAGAUACAUUCUCGUUGAAUAUGGAGAUAACUCCCUUGAUUUAAAAUUGUCUUAUAGAAUUCACAAAUUGGUUGAAAUGGUGAAACAAUACAAGACUGUGGGGAUCUAUGAAAUGUCACCCGGUGUUAGAUCAGUAUUGGUUGAAUUCACCGAUGAUAUUACCCAAGCACAACUUUUAGAAACCUUGAUUGCUUAUGAACAGGAAAUCUUAUUUGUGGAUAACUAUGAAGUGAAAUCCAGAAUAAUUAGAUUGCCAAUGGCUUUUGAAGAUCAAAAGACUUUGGAUGCUGUUACAAGAUAUCAAGAAACUAUUAGAAGUGAAGCUCCAUGGUUACCUAACAAUGUUGAUUUCAUUGCUGCUAUCAAUGGUAUAACCAGAUACGAUGUUAAGGAUAUGUUAUAUUCUGCUAGAUUUUUGGUAUUGGGUUUAGGUGACGUGUUUUUAGGUGCUCCUUGCGCUGUACCAUUAGAUCCUCGUCAAAGAUUCUUGGGUACUAAAUAUAAUCCUUCAAGAACUUAUACUCCUAACGGAACUGUUGGUAUUGGUGGUAAUUAUAUGUGUAUCUAUACUAUGGAAUCCCCCGGCGGAUACCAAUUGGUUGGUAGAACUGUUCCAAUUUGGGAUAAGUUAAGCUUGGGACAGCAUUCUGGUGAUGAAAAGCCGUGGUUAUUAAAUAUAUUUGACCAAGUUGAAUUCUAUCCAGUUUCCGAAGAACAGGUUGAUGAAUUUACUGAAGAAAUGAAUGCUGGUAAGUUCAAGGUUGAUAUUAUCGACACUGUGUUUAACCACGGUGAAUACUUGGAAUGGGUUAAAGAACAUUCCCAAUCAAUUGAAGAGUUUCAAAAACAACAAGGUGGUGAAAAGUUGGAAGAGUUUAACAAAUUGAUUCAAAUCUCCAAUAGCGAGUUAGAGAAGACUGACAGUAAGAUUGAACCAGUUGAAGAAUUUGAUGAAAGUUCAGAAAUGAUUUAUUCAGAGUAUUCCGGUAGGUUCUGGAAAUCUUUGGUUGAAGUUGGUGUUGAGGUUGUUGCAAACCAAGCUUUAAUUGUUGUUGAGGCCAUGAAAACAGAAAUGGUGGUCAAUGCACCUCGUGACGGUAAAGUUGUUAAGAUUUACCCUAAGAAUGGUGAUAUGGUUGAAGCAGGUGAUUUAGUUGUCGUCAUUGCAUGA
Molecule: messenger RNA, 5469 nt
Organism: Spathaspora passalidarum NRRL Y-27907
Lineage: Eukaryota; Fungi; Ascomycota; Pichiomycetes; Serinales; Debaryomycetaceae
Gene: DUR1,2
Product: bifunctional urea carboxylase/allophanate hydrolase
Exons: 1
Coding region: 1-5469 (1822 amino acids)
Cellular component (GO): mitochondrion
Molecular function (GO): metal ion binding; ATP binding; urea carboxylase activity
Source: RefSeq, a predicted model, not a curated record